AUGCGUUUCUCAACAUCCUCGGCUCUUCUGGCCCUGCCUCUGCUGGCGUCGGCUCAGGGUGAGCAGUUCGAGCAGUACAAGGCACAGUUCCAGAACUUCCUUGGCCAGUUCGGCUCCUACGUGCCAAACCCCAGCAAACAUGACCCCGUUGGAGCUGCAGAGGCCAAGGUCGGCGAGAUGAAGCUGAACAUUUUGACGCUGGAUAACUGGAAGGACACUCUCUAUGCGCCUGUCAAGCCCGAGUCUACCAAGCCUGAGGAGUGGUGGGUUUUGAUCUCCGGUGGGAACAAGACUUGCUUUGGCCAUUGUUCAAAGGUCGAGGAAGCGUUCAACCAGACUGCCGCCAAGCUCGCCGUCCUGCCGGACGCCCCUCACGUCGGAUUCGUUAACUGCGACGACCAGCCCAUCCUGUGCAACGCUUGGUCCGCUGGCGCGGGCAGCCUGUGGUUGUUCGAGAUGCUCCCGCCGCCUGCGCCCAUCGACAUCUACAUUAAGCGCAUGAACCUGUCCACGACCGACAGCGAUACCUUCCUGGAACUGUACAAGACCCGCGAGGACAAGAGCCAGUUCAACAAGAAGGAUGGAUACUUCCACCCCUUUGACGGCGAGCUGGCCCAGUACGGCGUUGCUGUCCCUAUCGCAUACGCCCUCUGGGGACUGAGCGUUGUCCCAAGCUGGGCCAUGAUGCUGGUUGUUUCCUUCGUUAGCCGGACAUUCAUGUCUCGACGCAUGGCUCCUCCGCCUGGAGCCCCGGGUGCCCGUCCUGCCGGAGCUGCUGCCGGCGCGCGGUAA
Messenger RNA from Diaporthe amygdali, 792 nucleotides. RefSeq lists its product as uncharacterized. The coding region runs from base 1 to 792 and encodes 263 amino acids. Lineage: Eukaryota; Fungi; Ascomycota; Sordariomycetes; Diaporthales; Diaporthaceae. The record is from RefSeq and is a predicted model, not a curated record. The transcript has 3 exons.